AUGGAAGCCCUGCCUGCGCCUUUAAGGGGCUGCAGGGGGCGGAGCCUGGCUCGCGGCAGGAGCAGCACUCAGCUGAUGAGCGCAGUCGGCAGGCAGGACCGCGGCAGCAGGCAUGGCAGUGGAGCCGCUAACCGUGUGCGGCUGUGUUUCGUUGCAGAGGCGGAGACCCGGCAGAGGCUGCUGCGCACCGCGAAGAAGGAGGUGAAGCAGAUCAUGGAGGAAGCCGUCACCAGGAGGUUUGUCCACGAGGACAGCAGCCACGUCGUGUCCUUCUGCGCUGCAGUGGAGGCCUGUGUUCUGCAUGGCCUGAAACGGCGAGCAGCCGGCUUCCUGCGUAGCAACAAGAUAGCGGCGCUCUUCAUGAAGGUGGGGAAGAGCUUCGUCCCAGCGGAGGAGUUGUGUCGGAAGGCCCAGGAGCUGGAGCAGAUCGUCCAGACAAAGAGAAGUCACAGCUUGCAGAGUCAGGACGGCCUUCGCAAGAUGCCUCGCCUGCCCAGCCUCACUCCGCAGGGAGGCAAGAACAUGUGGAUCCGGACGGCUCUAUUCGAGAAGGUGUUGGACAAGAUUGUCCUGUUCCUGGUGGAGAACGGCAGCAAAUACUACGAGAAAGAAGCUGUUCUCAUGGACCCUGUGGACGGACCGAUCCUGGCCUCCUUGUUAGUUGGACCUUGUGCUCUGGAAUACACAAAGAUGAAGACCGCCGACCACUUCUGGACGGACCCGUCUGCUGACGAGUUGGUGCAGAGGCAUCGUAUCCAUGGUGGCCACGGCAGACAGGACUCUCCCACCAAGAGGCCUGCACUGUGUAUCCAGAAGCGCCACUCCAGCAGCAGCAUGGACGAGCGGCCGUCCCCUUCCCCGUCGGCUCGUGAAUACGUGGAGUCGCUUCACCAAAACAGCCGAGUGACCCUCCUGUUUGGCAAGAACAACGUGCUCGUCCAACCGAGGGACGACAUGGAGGCCAUCCCAGGUUACCUCUCUCUGCACCAGCACGCUGACCUCAUGACCCUGAAGUGGACGCCCAACCAGCUGAUGAACGGCUCUGUUGCCGACCUGGACUACGAACACAGUGUGUACUGGGACUUUGCCAUGACCAUCCCUCUGGGGGAGAUAGUUUACUUACACUGCCAUCAACAAGUGGACAGCGGGGGGACGGUGGUGCUGGUCAGUCAGGACGGGAUCCAGAGACCUCCAUUCCGCUUCCCCAGAGGAGGCCACCUGCUCCAGUUCCUCUCCUGCCUGGAGAACGGCCUGCUGCCCCACGGCCAGCUGGACCCUCCUCUCUGGUCCCAGAGGGGGAAGGGGAAGGUGUUUCCCAAGCUGCGCAACAGAGUUCCUCAGGGACCGGGAUCCUCCGACUCCGUCUCAGAUAAGGAGGAGGACGAGGCCACGGACUACGUCUUCCGCAUCCUCUUUCCAAACAGCCAGGCCGAGUUUGUGACUCCUCCAGACUUGAUGGAUCAGGGAGCUGCGAUGUGGCAUCCCUCUCUCAGGAAGUCGUCGUGUAGGAGGGUUAGGGUGAUGGCUUGGUGAAGUUCUGAAGCGAGUCCUUGUCCCUGCAGGGCUCCUCUGAAGCUGCUGUGCGACAGCAUGAAGAACCAGAUCAUCUCCCGGGCCUUCUACGGCUGGCUGGCGUACUGCCGUCACCUGUCCACCGUGCGCACGCACCUGUCUGCUCUCGUCAAUCACACCAUCGUGGCGCCCGGCGACGCCGACAAAGGGCUCACCGCCGAGGUGUGGCACACGUUCCUCCAGGACGGCACAGCGUACGAAGAGGAGGAGCUGCUCCGCCUGGUCUACUUCGGGGGCGUGGACGCCUCGCUGCGGAAAGAGGUGUGGCCUUUCCUGCUCGGCCAUUACCGCUUUGGAAUGUCGGCAGCUGAGAGGAAAGAGGUGGACGAACAGGUCCGGGCGUGCUACCGACAGACGAUGCGCGAGUGGCUGGGCUGUGAGGAGAUCGUCCGGCGGCGGGAGAAGGAGCAGCAUGCUGCUGCGUUAGCUAAGUGCUCCUCGGGAGCGAGCCUGGACACCUCCACCCAGAAGAGGAGCCACCACAGCUCCUCCGUCAGCAAUGAGUCCCAGUCCCCCCAGAGCUCCGACAGGCCGAGUCUGGCUCGCCUGCAGAGCGACUCCAGCAGCAGCGCUCAGUUGUUCACGUCCUCCCAUCGCUUCCCCUGGAGUAGCCUGCUUCCCUUUGGCUUGUUCUUUCAGGUGUUUGAGUCUGUGGAGGAGGUGGAUCAGAUCGAGACGGAGCCUAAGAGCGAGGAGGCGAAACAGGUGCCGAAGAUACCCAGCGGAGCUCUGCAGAACGGGAUCAACUCUCCGGACUCCGGACAUCCCUCCUCCCGGAACUUCUCGGUCACCUCCGGCCUGUCGGACGGCUCCCUCAGCACAGAGGACAGCGCUGCGCCGGAGCCACAGAGCCCGGCCCACACGGCACGGGGAGAACGAGAAGGUCCGCCGGAGGGGAAGGACGGCCGAGUGAAGAACCAAGAGGAGCAGGAGGAAGCACCUGAUGGCGCCCAACCUGCACAUACUACCAAGACUGAGGAGCUGGUGACGGUCCACACAGACACAAGCACGCAACCCAGAACACAAGAAACCGCUGAGGAGCCGGGAGCCAUUCAACCAGAGCGUGACAGGAAGGAUGCACCGGCAGACAGGAAGGGAGUUUCAUCCGGAGAGUCACAACAGGAAGUGCCUGGUGAGGACGCGAUGACGGCGGCUGCUCGCGGAUCAAAAGGAGAACCUGGUGAGCAACGUCUUGAACAAAGUGUGACAGCGAGUCAUGAGGAAGCUUCAAAGCGGGAGAAAUCUGUAGAGACAAACAUAGAAGAAGUGGAUGAAAUGGACGGAUCAAAGUCAAAGACACCACGAGGAGCUGCGUUGGCCGACAGAAGAGAACACAAGACUCGUGGAGUCGCACAGAGCCUCGUUCUGUCACCCGCCAGCGGGGUCUCGGCAGCAAGAGAGGCCUUCUCCCCCUCCCCGGCAGACGAGGCUCAGCCGACGGCGGAUUCGGAUGAGUCUCCCUCCGCCAUCGAGAUGGAGGACAUCCCCAAAGCCAAAGUGACCAUGGUGCCUUUGAGCAGGAAGUCUUCCCCUGAGGACUCGGCCCCCCCCACUGAGCAGCGAGAGAGCGUCCUGAGUGAGGAGCCGGAGAGGCCGUCCCCCCGGCGGCGCUCUCUGGCCGAGUCCGGAGACGCCAACGGAGCCGCGGGGGGCCCCUUCUCUAAAGAGCUUUUGGACUUGUAUACAUUAAAUCUGCACCGCAUCGAAAAGGACGUCCAGCGCUGCGACCGGAACUACUGGUACUUCACCGCCGGCAACCUGGACAAGCUGCGCAACGUCAUGUGCAGCUACAUCUGGAGGCACCUGGACAUCGGCUACGUCCAGGGCAUGUGUGACCUGCUGGCCCCGCUGCUGGUCGUCCUGGACGACGAGGCUGUGGCCUUCAGCUGCUUCUCUGAGCUCAUGAAGAGGAUGAAUCACAACUUCCCCCACGGAGGAGCGAUGGAUACCCACUUUGCCAACAUGCGCUCUCUCAUCCAGAUCCUGGACUCCGAGCUGUUUGAGCUGAUGCACCAGAACGGAGACUACACCCACUUCUACUUCUGCUACCGCUGGUUUCUGCUCGACUUCAAGCGAGAGUUUGUGUACGAUGACGUGUUUGCAGUGUGGGAAACCAUCUGGGCCGCCAAGUGCGUCUCCUCCAGUCACUUCGUGCUCUUCGUUGCUCUGGCGCUGGUGGAGAUCUACAGGGACAUCGUCCUGGAGAACAACAUGGACUUCACUGACAUCAUCAAGUUCUUCAACGAAAUGGCUGAGCGCCACAACAUCAAGCAGGUCCUGAGCACGGCCAGAGAUCUGCUGAGCAAGGUGCAGAUCCUGAUCGAGAACAAGUGAUCGGGCUCUUCGUCUUCUUCCUUCAAGGAACGUGUCAGCGGCGGCACGCGGUGCACCGGAGCUCUCUCGCUCGCUCUCUCUCUCUGUCUCUCUCUCUCUUUCUCUCUCUCUCUGUCUCUCUCUCUCUCUCUCUGUCUCUCUCUCUCUCUCUGUCUCUCUGUCUCUCUCUCUCUCUGUCUCUCUCUCUCUCUCCAAAGCCUUUCCAGUCACAGUGUGCUGCUCUGAGCCUUAUUGACUGUAUCCACAUGUGUGAGGAUGUGAUGCUUCUUCUGUGUCAGUUUGUUCAAGUGAAAACUAAUUCAUCUGAAAAAGAUUUUCUUUCAUUUCUAAAUAUCUCUGUAGGAAAUUCCUUUUGUGUCAAUCUUAAUCCGAGUGCAACAUUUGAGAUAAUAAUGGUCUUUAUUUGCACAUUUCAAACCAAAUUCUAGUGCAAAGGUCCACCAGAGAUUAUCUGUAUGCAAAGAGCACAUUGUGAUGAUAGUUUAUAAUAAUUAUUUUUCAACAAGUCUACAAGAUUAUACUUUAAAUAUAUAAAAAAUUAUAUUCCUUUCCCCUCAUGUCAGCAGACGCUGGCUCGUAAUCCUUCAACUUCAUUUCUGUUUGACACUCAACAUUAAGAAUGAUUUAGUCUCUAGUCCCACGUCUGUGAUUUAGCAUCCCACAGUGUUUAAAAUGUUUUAGUUGAACUGCCUCGUCUGCCAAAUAUGGUCUUUAUUUGUUAUGUGUGAAUUGUACUGUACUGCGAGAAAAAAGUGUUUAACUUAUGAGGAUUAUAAUACGUCAAAUCCUAAUAUUAAAGUGACUUACUGUGCAGAGAUUUAUAUACAGCAACAAGCCUCUUCAGUUGUUUCCUUAUCCAGUGAAACUCCAUGUUUGGUAAAUUGUGCAGUUUACUCAUCUUGAUUUUGGUCUUGUUUUGUCUGGCGUCUCUUCGUUGAUUUAAAUGUUAAUUUCCACUUGAAUGUGACGCUGAGUUUGUAGAAUCAGACGAGCAGUGGAACCAGGAGUCUCAAGUUUCAAGUUUCAAGUUUUUAUUGUCACAUCCCCUUUUAUACAAGUAUAAUCGGUUCGUGAAAUUCUUAUGUGCAAAACACCCGACAGCAGUAGCAGACUAAAAAAAAGAAUAAGAAUGAGAAUAAACUAUACAAUAUCCACACACAAAAAAGAAGAAAGUAUUAACAAUAUAUAUAUAAAACAAUGUAAUAGAAUAUACAUCAUGACAAUAUAUAUAUAUAAAACAAUGUAAUAAAAUAUACACUUUUUGAGACUAUAUAUAUAUAUAUAUGUAUAUACAUACAAUAUAUAUAUAAACAAUGUAAUAAAAUAUACACCAUGGCCAUAGAUAUUCACAGAAUAUGUUCUGGUGUGUAGUGUUAAUGAGGGUCUCAGUCCUUGUUCAGCAGCCUGAUGGCCUGACUGAAGAAGCUGUCCCUCAGUCUGUUUGUGCGGCACUUGAUACUGCGGUAUCGCCUGCCUGACGGUAGAAGGUGAACAGUUUGUGGCCGGGGUGGUUAUUGUCUUUCAUCAUCCGUUUGGCCCUGGCCACGCACCGCUUGGUGUAUAUGUCCAGGAUGGAGGGAAGCUCACCUCCAACGAUGUACUGUGCCGACCGCACCACCCUCUGUAGUGCCCUACGCCCCAGGGCGGUGCAGUUCCCGUACCAGACGGUGAUGCAACCUGU
This is a messenger RNA of Pseudoliparis swirei, 5587 nucleotides long. RefSeq names its product small G protein signaling modulator 1a (gene sgsm1a). The transcript is spliced from 25 exons. The record is from RefSeq and is a predicted model, not a curated record. Gene Ontology annotation, molecular function: GTPase activator activity. Gene Ontology annotation, biological process: activation of GTPase activity. NCBI's taxonomy places the organism in Eukaryota, Metazoa, Chordata, Actinopteri, Perciformes, Liparidae.